This is a messenger RNA of Opisthocomus hoazin, 1044 nucleotides long. Lineage: Eukaryota; Metazoa; Chordata; Aves; Opisthocomiformes; Opisthocomidae. The record is from RefSeq and is a predicted model, not a curated record.
AUGACGGAGACAUAUUUGUCACAAACAAAUCCACAUUCACAGUUUCAAAUCCUGUUUCUACAGAGAGAUUUGUCUCUUGCUUUCCUGAAGCUCUUCGCUGACAGCUGGUCUGACACGUUCUGCUUCUGCAUCGGAACCAGCUUCGCAGCGGUUCUGGUAGCUCAGCUCCUGAUGUUAGCAGAACACGUAAAGCCUGCACGCAUCCAGCAGCCACCUCUUGCGUGCGCCAGGAAGGAAUUAGGUCGCAGCUGGGACACGCUGAGAAUAUUCUAUUCUGGAGCUACGAGGAGGGAACUUUGCUAUAAUUUAACAGUCUUCCUCUGGCAGACAGGAAUAACUGACAUCUUUGUUAGCAGCCUUUAUGAAUUUAACAUGUUGAGCAGAAUAGCUGGGAAAAGGUUGGACAGAAAGAGCUGUGCUCAGAUAUUUGGGGAGUCCAUCGGGGAACCACUGCAAAUUUGGCAACCUAGUAAUCACAGUGACUUCAGCUGCCCCAUCUGUCUCCAGACAGCUACUCUCCCAGUGGAAACCAACUGCGGACAUUUAUUCUGUGGUUCCUGUCUGAUCACGUACUGGAAGCACGGUCCCUGGCUGGCAGCAAUAACCUGCCCUCUCUGCAGACAGAAGGUGGUUCUUCUGGACAACAUCUCUUGCGAAAAACAACAAGAUAAGCCAAGUAAACAGAUUGUACAUGACAUUAGAGAUUACAACAAGCGUUUCUCGGGGCAACCUCGACCUUUUGCAGAUUACCUUUACGACACACCGUUAUUCCUGACUCUUGCCUUGCGAGGAAUCUUCACCUGGGGUGGUCUCGUCUGGAUUUUUUUCCUAAGAGUUGCUGUUUGCUCCUUUGGAACAAUCGUAUGCUUGUCUUCGCCAUUUGACACGAAGCCUGGGCCUCUCUGUAGGACGCUUGGAACAGCUGACGACAUGGUGGUUGUUUCCCUCCUUUUAAUUUGCAUGAUAAACAUUUGUCAGCAAAUUGCAUCUAAUGGGGUAAAUAUGGCAAGGUCUGCAGCUCCCAGCGUGCUGCCAGAGCCCUGA